AAAAUAGAAGAGAUGAAAAGCCCUCGGGAUGCAGCUGUGCAGGUGUCAAACUAAAUCCGCUGCUAAGAACGACCUGAACCUCUCUGCUUCUCUUCACUUGGCUGAGUUCCUCUCUUGGCUCAGGGUUAGUGAUCUUGCAUGGCAUAGGAGGCUUAGGACCCAGGGGGCGCCUUUCAGCUGAAAAACACCUCUCGCUGCAGCAAGCUAGCUGGGAAGCUCCCAGUUCUAAAGAGAGGCUGUUUACCAGAAGAGCAUAACAAGGGCAGGUCUGACUGCGAAGCUGGGGCUGGGAGGCAGAGCCGCCGCCAAGGGGACCCUGGUUGGACACUGGUUGUUCGAUCGCCUGCAGGAGGAAGGAGGCGAGGAUGCUGUUGGCCUGGGUACAAACACUGCUCUUCAGCAACAUGCUUCUAGCAGAAGCCUAUGGAUCUGGAGGCUGCUUCUGGGACAACGGCCACCUGUACCGGGCGGACCAGCCCUCGCCUGCGCCGGGCCUCCGCUGCCUCAACUGGCCGGACGCGCCGAGCGGCCCGGCGUCGGCCCCCGAGUCGGGCGCCGGCAACCACAACUAUUGCCGAAACCCCGACCGGGACCCGCGCGGGCCCUGGUGCUACGUCAGUAGCGAGGAUGGCGUCCCCGAGAAGCGGCCUUGCGAGGACCUGCGCUGCCCAGAGACCACUUCCCAGGCCCCGCCAGCCUCCACAGUAGAAACUGAGGAGGGACCUGAAGUGCCAGGUGAAGAUGAGGUGCAGGUGUUCGCCCCAGCCAACGCCCUGCCCGCCCGGAGUGAGGCGGCAGCUGUGCAGCCAGUGAUUGGGAUCAGCCAGCGGGUACGGAUGAAUGCCAAGGAGAAAAAGGACCUGGGAACUCUGGGCUAUGUGCUGGGCAUUACCAUGAUGGUGAUCAUCAUUGCCAUCGGAGCUGGCAUCAUCUUGGGCUACACCUACAAGAGGGGGAAGGAUUUGAAAGAGCAGCAUGAGCAGAAAGUAUGUGAGAGGGAGAUGCAGCGGAUCACCCUGCCAUUGUCGGCCUUCUCGAACCCCAGCUGUGAGAUUGUGGAUGAGAAGACUGUCGUGGUCCAUGCCAGCCAGACUCCAGUCGACCCUCAGGAGGGCAACAUCCCCCUUAUGGACCAGGCCGGCACUCCCGGGGCCUGAGCCCCGCCGGUGGGCAGGAGCCCAUGCAGACACUGGUGCAGGACAGCCCACCCUCCGACAGCUGGGAGGAUCUACACUUUGUGUUGUGGUUAAAACCCUACCCCGACUUUUUUUUUUCCUUGGUGAAUCCUAAUAACUGAGAGAAGCAGGUGGCGCUGUGGGCUAAGGGCAAGGCUGGGUAGGCUCCUAACAAUGCUCUUCCAUCCCCUGGAGCAGGAUUUUGCUGGUGGAUGGAGACAGCAGCAGCUCCCCCUGUGGUGCUGCUGGCAAGGGCUUCCAAACGUUGCCCGUUUCCUUGGAGCUGAAUCAGGGACAGACCGGGAGCUCCCCAGGCUCCUCUGCGCUGUACUAUCUAAGAUGGCCUCAGUCUCCGUGGUGGGCUUGAAUGGCGUACACUGUUAUUCAUAGUUAAGGUCAAGCAGGUCAAGUGGCAGCAUUGAAAAAAUAUAUUUAGUUUUAAAAAGUAUUUGGGACGGAACUCCCUACUGACCUCUGAGAACCAGAAAUGAGUUUGUACAGAAGUCAGAACUGUGGGCUGAGAAUGAGAUCUAGGCUGUGGGCCGCUGGGUGUGCUCCAGCUUGCUGGCAGCGAUGUGCCUUGAUAACCGUGGGCCAGGCCUGGGCCCAGGGACUCUUCCUGUUUCGUAAGGAAAGGAAGGGAAGAAUUGCACUGAACAUUCCACUUAGGAAGAGGAUAGAGAAGGAUCCGCUCUAGCUUUAGUUCCCAGGGGCAGAGGUGGACCUGAGGUUCAUUCUGCACGGGUCAGACAGCAGUCAGCUAACCCAUGGGAAUUACGCUGUGGGGCCUGUGAGCUGCUUCUGGGAGGGUAACCUGGAAACUAAGCUCAGAGGCAAGGUAAUAAAAGCACUUCAGGGCUUAUCCCUGCAGUGGGCCCGAGGUGGCAGGUGGUCCUGUGGCCUCCAGGCCAGCACCUUCCUGUAAGAAUGAGGCUAGGGUUAUAACCUUAACUUGCAAAACAAUAACCACAGAACCAUUGGAAAGGACCUUACGGUUCUUUAAGCCUUUUGGACAUAGGCCCAUAGAGGGAAAAGUGACUUGCCCAAGGUCACAGAGCAAGCUACUGGCAUGGCCAAGAGGAGAGCCCGGCUUCCUGACUGAGCGCAUUUCUCCACUGCACUGUGCUGGAGGCUCAGCAGGGCCUCCAAGCCCUGAUGCCACACUCAGGCCUUGGCAGCACUCCCGAGCCACAGAGCUUCCUUCCCGGGGCCCUUCCACUGCCUGACGUGGAGAGGGGGUUAGUGGAGCCCAUUCCCUUCAGCAGGCUGUUCCCUGGAGUCAUUUGCUGUGGGGGCCUACACCUCAGGCGGUCCCUUGGUGAUGCUAGAGAAGAGAACAUUACUGGUUUCUACUUUUCUAUAAAAGCAUUUCUCUGUAUACGUGUUUUAUAUACCUCAUUCUGACACCUGCAUAUAAAGUGUGGGAAAUUGCUCUGUAUUUGACUUAUUAAAAAAAAAAAAGACC
Lemur catta (Ring-tailed lemur) is the source of this 2640-nucleotide messenger RNA. It is a transcript of the gene PIK3IP1, whose product is annotated as phosphoinositide-3-kinase interacting protein 1. The record is from RefSeq and is a predicted model, not a curated record. The transcript is spliced from 6 exons. NCBI's taxonomy places the organism in Eukaryota, Metazoa, Chordata, Mammalia, Primates, Lemuridae. The coding region runs from base 366 to 1157 and encodes 263 amino acids.